Messenger RNA from Enhydra lutris kenyoni (northern sea otter), 8386 nucleotides. Its product is annotated as neuron navigator 2. Gene Ontology annotation, biological process: nervous system development; neurogenesis. The record is from RefSeq and is a predicted model, not a curated record. The transcript is spliced from 42 exons. Gene Ontology annotation, molecular function: ATP binding; ATP hydrolysis activity; protein binding. NCBI's taxonomy places the organism in Eukaryota, Metazoa, Chordata, Mammalia, Carnivora, Mustelidae. Bases 1 to 7476 code for a protein of 2491 amino acids.
AUGCCGGCCAUCCUGGUCGCCUCCAAAAUGAAGUCGGGACUGCCCAAACCCGUACACAGCGCCGCGCCCAUCCUGCACGUGCCCCCAGCCCGGACCGGUUCCCAGCCUUGCUACCUCAAGUUGGGAAGCAAGGUGGAGGUGAGCAAGACUGCCUACCCCAGCCAGAUCCCCCUGAAAUCCCAGGGGCUGCAGGAGCCGGCGGGGGAGGGGCUCCCGCUGCGGAAGAGCGGCUCGGUGGAAAACGGGUUCGAUACCCAGAUCUAUACGGACUGGGCCAAUCACUACUUAGCCAAAUCGGGCCACAAACGUCUCAUCAAGGACCUCCAGCAAGAUGUGACGGAUGGCGUCCUCCUGGCUCAGAUCAUCCAGGUUGUGGCAAAUGAGAAGAUUGAAGACAUCAAUGGCUGUCCGAAGAACAGAUCGCAAAUGAUUGAAAACAUAGAUGCCUGCUUGAAUUUCCUGGCGGCGAAGGGAAUAAACAUCCAGGGGCUGUCUGCAGAAGAAAUCAGGAAUGGCAACCUCAAGGCCAUCCUAGGCCUCUUCUUCAGCCUCUCCCGCUACAAGCAGCAGCAGCAGCAGCCCCAGAAGCAGCAUCUCUCUGUGCCGCCACCGCCCGCCGUGGCCCAGGUGGCCGGGGCCCCCUCCCAGUGCCAGGCUGGCACCCCUCAGCAACAGGGGCCGGCCACCCCCCAAGCCCCGGGCCAGCCUCUCCAGCCGGCAACACAUCAGCAGUCAAAAGCGCAAGCCGAGAUGCAGUCCAGUGCGUCAUCCAAGGACUCAUCUCAAAGCAAAAUCAUCCGCUUCACUCUGGGUCAGAAAAAGAUUUCUAGACUUCCAGGUCCCACUGCAAGGGUAUCUGCUGCAGGCAGCGAAGCCAAAACACGUGGAGGGUCAGCCACUGCUAACAACCGACGCAGCCAGAGCUUUAACAACUAUGACAAGUCCAAACCUGUCACCUCCCCGCUUCCACCACCACCACCAAACAGCCAUGAGAAAGAGCCAUUGGCGAGCCCCGCCUCCACCCACCCCGGAAUGAGCGAAAAUGCACCUGCUUCUCUGGAGAGCGGCAGCAGUCCCAGCCCUGCAAACAGCAGCGCGUCCUCAGCCAUCCCACAGCCCGGCGCUGCCUCCAAGCCCUGGCGCAGUAAGUCGGUCAGCGUGAAGCACAGCGUCACGGCGUCCGUGCUCUCGGUCAAGCAGCCUGUGCCCGAGGCCCCCAGGCCCGCCCCCGAAGCCAUGAAGCCGGCCCCCAACAAUCAGAAGUCCAUGCUGGAAAAACUCAAGCUUUUCAAUAGCAAAGGGGCUUCCAAAGCAGGCGAGGGCCCGGGGUCGCGGGACACGAGCUGCGAGCGGCUGGAGAUUCUGCCCAGCUUUGAGGAGAGCGAAGAGAUGGAGGUCACCGCGCGCUCGCUGUCCACGGCAGGUCCCGCUUCCAACAGCCCCAAGAUUGCGCUCAAGGGCAUCGCCCAGAGGACUUUCAGCCGGGCGCUGACCAACAAGAAGAGCUCCCCGAAAGGCAACGAGAAAGAAAAGGAGAAACAGCAGCGGGAGAAGGAGAAGGAGAAAAACAAGGACCUCGCCAAGAGAGCCUCUGUGACAGAAAGGCCGGACCUCAAAGAGGGGCCAAAAGAAGACCCCAGUGGGACGGUGGUGACUGAGAUGCCAAAAAAGUCCUCCAAGAUAGCCAGCUUCAUCCCCAAAGGGGGAAAGCUCAACAGUGCCAAGAAGGAGGCUCCGGCCCCUUCCCACAGUGGAAUACCAAAACCAGGGAUGAAGAGCAUGCCCGGGAAAUCCCCAAGUGCCCCUGCCCCUUCCAAGGAGGUGGAGCGGAGCCGGGGUGGGAAGCCAAGCUCGGGGCUCCCCCAGCAGAAGCCCCAGCUAGACGGCAGACACUCCAGUUCCUCCUCCAGCCUGGCGUCCUCAGAAGGCAAAGGCCCUGGAGGGACCACCCUGAACCACAGCAUCAGCAGCCAGACUGUCAGCGGGUCCGUCGGGACCACCCAGACCACGGGAAGCAAUACCGUCAGUGUCCAGCUACCUCAGCCCCAGCAGCAAUACAGCCACCCCAACACCGCCACCGUCGCGCCUUUCCUGUACAGGUCCCAGACAGACACCGAAGGGAAUGUUACUGCUGAAUCCAGCUCCGCGGGUGUGAGCAUGGAGCCCAGCCACUACACCAAGAGUGGACAGCCUGCUCUGCAAGAACUCACUGGGGAAGACCCCGAGGCCCGGCGACUGCGGACGGUGAAGAACAUCGCCGACCUGCGGCAGAAUUUGGAGGAGACCAUGUCUAGUUUACGGGGGACUCAGGUCACACACAGCACAUUGGAGACCACAUUUGACACCAACGUCACCACAGAGAUAAGCGGGCGCAGUAUCCUCAGCUUGACCAGCAGACCCACUCCCCUGUCCUGGAGACUUGGCCAGUCCAGCCCUCGGCUCCAAGCGGGAGACGCCCCCUCUAUGGGCAACGGGUACCCACCUCGAGCCAAUGCCAGCCGCUUCAUCAACACCGAGUCGGGCCGCUACGUGUACUCUGCCCCCCUGAGGAGGCAGCUGGCCUCCAGGGGAAGCAGCGUGUGCCAUGUGGAUGUCUCAGACAAGGCAGGAGACGAGAUGGACCUGGAAGGCAUCAGCAUGGACGCCCCCGGCUACAUGAGUGACGGGGAUGUUCUGAGCAAGAACAUCCGGACGGAUGACAUCACGAGCGGGUACAUGACCGAUGGCGGACUUGGCCUCUACACUCGUCGCCUGAAUCGGCUGCCCGAUGGCAUGGCUGUGGUGCGGGAGACCCUGCAAAGAAAUACCUCCCUGGGCCUCGGCGAUGCUGACAGCUGGGAUGACAGCAGCUCCGUCAGCAGCGGGAUCAGUGACACCAUAGACAACCUCAGCACCGAUGACAUCAACACCAGCUCCUCCAUCAGUUCCUACGCCAACACACCUGCCUCCUCUCGAAAAAACCUGGAUGUGCAGACUGACGCUGAGAAGCAUUCCCAGGUGGAGAGGGGGUCCCUGUGGUCGGGCGAUGACGUCAAGAAGUCCGACGGAGGCUCAGACAGCGGCAUAAAGAUGGAACCCGGAUCCAAGUGGAGGCGGAAUCCCUCGGACGUGUCUGACGAGUCUGACAAAAGCACUUCGGGCAAGAAGAGUUCGGUCAUCUCGCAGACGGGCUCGUGGCGCCGAGGCAUGACCGCGCAGGUGGGCAUCACCAUGCCGAGGACGAAGGCAGCUGCCCCAGCGGGCACCCUCAAGACCCCCGGAACCGGAAAAACAGAUGAUGCAAAGGUGUCUGAGAAAGGAAGGCUGUCUCCCAAAGCUUCCCAGGUGAAGCGGUCCCCAUCAGAUGCAGGCCGCAGCAGUGGCGACGAGUCCAAAAAGCCCCUCUCCAGCAGUUCCAGGACCCCCACUGCCAAUGCCAACAGUUUUGGGUUCAAGAAGCAGAGCGGCUCGGCCGCUGGGCUGGCCAUGAUCACAGCCAGUGGGGCUACGGUCACCAGCAGGUCAGCCACACUGGGCAAGAUCCCCAAGUCGUCUGCACUUGUCGGCCGGUCCACCGGCCGGAAGACAAGCAUGGACGGGCCUCAGAACCAGGACGAUGGGUAUCUGGCUCUCAGCUCCCGGACCAACUUGCAAUACCGGAGUUUGCCAAGGCCCAGUAAGUCCACCAGCCGCAAUGGGGCUGGGAACAGGUCUAGCACCAGCAGCAUCGAUUCCAACAUCAGCAGUAAGUCUGCGGGCCUGCCAGUGCCCAAGCUGAGGGAGCCUUCCAAAACGGCCCUGGGCAGCUCUCUGCCGGGCCUGGUCAACCAGACCGAUAAGGAGAAAGGCAUCUCAUCCGACAAUGAGAGCGUGGCUUCCUGUAACUCAGUGAAAGUGAACCCAGCCGCCCAGCCUGUGUCCAGUGCGGCGCAGGCGACCCUCCAGCCGGGAGCCAAGUACCCCGAUGUGGCCUCUCCCACGCUCCGCAGACUCUUUGGUGGGAAGCCUACCAAGCAAGUGCCCAUUGCCACAGCAGACACCAUGAAAAACUCAGUGGUGAUCUCCAAUCCUCAUGCCACCUCGACCCAGCAAGGUAACUUAGAGUCCCCCUCGGGCAGUGGUGUCCUGAGCAGCGGAAGCAGCAGUCCUCUCUACAGCAAGAAUCUGGAUAUCAACCAGUCUCCUCUAGCCUCCAGCCCCAGCUCAGCCCACUCGGGCCCUUCCAAUAGCCUCACCUGGGGCACCAACGCCAGCAGCUCGUCCGCGCUCAGCAAGGACGGCCUGGGCUUCCAGUCGGUCAGCAGCCUUCACACCAGCUGCGAGUCCAUUGACAUCUCCCUCAGCAGCGGAGGGGGGCUGAGUCACAAUUCCUCCACGGGCCUCAUCACCUCCUCUAAGGACGACUCCCUGACUCCCUUCGUCAGAACCAACAGCGUGAAGACCACGCUGUCAGAGAGCCCUCUCUCUUCCCCUGCUGCUAGCCCUAAGUUCUGCAGAAGUACUCUGCCCAGGAAACAGGACAGUGACCCGCACCUUGAUAGGAACACUUUGCCUAAAAAAGGACUCAGGUAUACUCCCACCUCCCAGCUUCGCACCCAAGAAGACGCAAAAGAAUGGUUACGGUCCCACUCUGCAGGAGGCCUGCAGGACCCCGCUGCCAAUUCCCCUUUCUCCUCUGGCUCCAGCGUCACGUCUCCCUCGGGAACGAGAUUCAACUUCUCCCAGCUUGCGAGUCCCACCACCGUUACCCAGAUGAGCUUGUCCAACCCAACCAUGCUGAGGACCCACAGCCUCUCCAAUGCCGAUGGGCAGUAUGACCCAUACACUGAUAGCCGAUUCCGGAAUAGCUCCGUGUCCCUGGAUGAGAAGAGCAGAACCAUGAGCCGCUCGGGCUCCUUCCGGGAUGGAUUUGAAGAAGAAUGUUGGGAGAAAGUAGCUGUGGACAAUUUCUCCUCCUCUCUCCCUCUUUGGCUCCAUAGUUGCCAGCUGUGCAAUUUACCUGUUUUUUUUUCUUUUCUUUUUUUAAUAGUACACGGAUCCUCGCUGUCCUUGGUUUCCAGCACGUCAUCAAUUUAUUCUACACCCGAAGAAAAGUGCCAGUCUGAGAUUCGCAAACUGCGGCGGGAGCUGGAUGCCUCACAAGAGAAGGUUUCAGCUUUGACCACGCAGCUGACCGCAAAUGCCCAUCUGGUGGCAGCCUUUGAACAGAGUCUUGGGAACAUGACCAUCAGACUCCAGAGUCUGACCAUGACGGCUGAGCAAAAGGAUUCAGAACUGAAUGAGUUAAGGAAAACCAUCGAGCUGCUCAAGAAACAGAACGCAGCUGCCCAGGCUGCCAUUAAUGGGGUCAUUAACACGCCAGAGCUCAACUGCAAAGGAAACGGCACCUCGCAGUCGGCAGACCUCCGUAUCCGCAGACAACACUCCUCGGACAGUGUGUCCAGCAUCAACAGCGCCACCAGCCACUCCAGCGUGGGCAGCAACGUAGAGAGUGAUUCCAAGAAAAAGAAGAGAAAGAAUUGGGUCAAUGAGUUACGCAGCUCCUUCAAGCAAGCCUUUGGGAAGAAGAAGUCCCCCAAGUCUGCAUCCUCUCAUUCUGACAUCGAGGAGAUGACCGAUUCCUCAUUGCCUUCCUCACCCAAGUUACCGCACAACGGGUCCACGGGUUCCACGCCACUGCUGAGGGGCUCCCACUCAAACUCCCUCAUUUCAGAGUGCAUCGAUAGUGAAGCUGAGACAGUCAUGCAGCUCCGGAAUGAGCUGAGAGACAAGGAGAUGAAGCUGACCGACAUCCGCCUAGAAGCCCUCAGCUCCGCACACCAGCUCGACCAGCUCCGGGAGGCCAUGAACAGGAUGCAGAGUGAAAUAGAGAAGCUGAAAGCUGAGAACGACCGGCUGAAGUCCGAGUCUCAAGGCAGUGGCUGCAGCCGGGCACCCUCCCAGGUGUCCCUCUCGGCCUCCCCUAGGCAGUCCAUGGGCCUCUCCCAGCACAGCUUGAACCUCACGGAGUCAACCAGCCUGGACAUGUUGCUGGAUGACACUGGUGAAUGCUCGGCUCGGAAGGAAGGAGGCAGGCAUGUUAAGAUAGUUGUCAGCUUUCAGGAGGAAAUGAAGUGGAAGGAGGAUUCCAGACCACACCUCUUUCUUAUUGGCUGCAUUGGAGUUAGUGGCAAGACGAAGUGGGAUGUGCUCGAUGGGGUGGUUAGACGACUGUUCAAAGAAUACAUCAUCCAUGUCGACCCCGUGAGUCAGCUGGGGCUGAAUUCAGACAGUGUUCUGGGCUACAGCAUUGGGGAAAUCAAGCGCAGCAACACCUCGGAGACCCCCGAGCUGCUUCCCUGUGGCUAUCUGGUCGGCGAGAACACGACCAUCUCUGUGACCGUCAAAGGGCUCGCAGAGAACAGCCUGGACGCGCUGGUGUUCGAGUCCCUGAUCCCCAAGCCUAUCCUGCAGCGCUACGUGUCCCUGCUGGUGGAGCACCGGCGCAUCAUCCUCUCUGGCCCCAGCGGCACUGGGAAGACCUACCUGGCCAACCGGCUGUCCGAGUACCUCGUGCUGCGGGAGGGCCGGGAGCUGACUGACGGCGUCAUCGCCACCUUCAACGUGGACCACAAGUCCAGCAAGGAAUUGCGCCAGUACCUGUCCAACCUUGCCGACCAGUGCAGCAGCGAGAACAACGCUGUGGACAUGCCCCUCGUUAUCAUCCUGGACAACCUGCACCACGUCAGCUCCCUGGGCGAGAUCUUCAACGGGCUGCUCAACUGCAAGGACCAGAAAUGUCCUUACAUAAUCGGCACCAUGAACCAGGCUACCUCUUCUACUCCCAAUCUGCAGCUUCAUCACAACUUCAGGUGGGUGCUUUGUGCCAACCACACGGAGCCGGUGAAGGGCUUCCUAGGCCGGUUCCUGAGGCGGAAGCUCAUGGAAACAGAGAUCAGUGGGCGAGUACGGAAUGUGGAGCUGGUAAAAAUCAUUGACUGGAUUCCCAAGGUCUGGCAUCACCUCAACCGCUUCCUGGAGGCUCACAGCUCCUCAGACGUCACCAUAGGCCCACGGCUCUUCCUGUCAUGCCCCAUCGAUGUGGAUGGCUCCAGGGUGUGGUUCACCGACUUGUGGAACUACUCAAUUAUCCCCUAUCUCCUGGAAGCCGUCCGAGAAGGACUCCAGCUCUAUGGAAGGCGGGCCCCUUGGGAGGACCCCGCCAAGUGGGUGAUGGACACCUACCCCUGGGCAGCCAGCCCACAGCAGCACGAGUGGCCUCCCCUGCUGCAGCUCCGGCCUGAGGAUGUCGGCUUCGAUGGCUACUCCAUGCCUCGGGAAGGGUCUGCGAGCAAGCAGUUGCCCCCCAGCGAUGCUGAAGGAGACCCACUGAUGAACAUGCUGAUGAGGCUGCAGGAGGCGGCCAACUACUCCAGCCCCCAGAGCUACGACAGCGACUCUAACAGCAACAGCCAUCAGGAUGACAUCUUGGACUCGUCCCUAGAGUCUACUCUGUGACAGGGGCCAGCCAUGGAGCUUGCCUGCCUCUCCCCUCCGUGCCCCGCUCCAUGUGCGUCCCCUGCACCCCCUGAAGAUGCCCUCCUGAGCCAGCCCCCCGGCCGCAGCGUGAGAGCUGCAGGGAUACCCAGACCCCUCGUCCUCCAGCCUCGACUUGGGUGCGGGCCUCCCGGGCCAGCCGCCUUGGCACCGCUCCCUUCCACAGUGAGACCUGCACUAUCUCAUCGUUUAUUUUCAUUAUCGUUUGCCUUGUUACCGUGACCUCCCUAAGACACUGAAGUUACUUCUCGGGAAAGGAUCAUCACCGUUGAAAUGGAAAGGUUUAUAAAGAAAACACACACACACACAGAAACCAAGAACCCACUUGGAAGCUCUGAAACCCAACAGCAUCGUGCUGCGAGCUGCCCAGAGCAGAGAGAUUGGAGCCAAGCUGGAAAUGCGGGCAACACAGCUGCCCCUCCACACCGACGCCCGGGCUGGGUCUUGCCGUGGGCGCCUGCCUCUGCCUCCCCGCCUUCCCCGCGGCUGGCCAUGGAGAGAGCUGGUGCUAAGAGCGCAGGCGCGGCCCGCUCCCACUCAGCGGAGCGCAGAGCACGGCGCGGGGACACCUUAGGCAAACGCAAAGCGCAAAGCGAAGCCCGCUUGCUGGUUUUUUUGGCUUUUUAAAUGGUGCUCUCCUUCCCCGAGGGGUAUUUUUGCCUGUUCCCGUUCAGCCACACCUCCCAGACCCGUCAGCCUCCGAUCGGUCCCCAGCGUGAGUGGAACGUGCACGAGCGGAUGGGGCCACGGCGCGGACAGCGAGUGUCUGUGUCCUCCUCCUCCUGUCUCCGUGAAUCAGGUUUUUCUUUCUGCAAACACUGUGGCCGGUGAGAAUGGGUCUGUUUUGAACUGGUUACCCCCUUGCAAAUGA